Ipomoea triloba (trilobed morning glory) is the source of this 1395-nucleotide messenger RNA. RefSeq lists its product as uncharacterized. The record is from RefSeq and is a predicted model, not a curated record. Lineage: Eukaryota; Viridiplantae; Streptophyta; Magnoliopsida; Solanales; Convolvulaceae. The transcript has 6 exons. Bases 219 to 1184 code for a protein of 321 amino acids.
CUGCCCGAUAUACAAAAAUACAAAAUUCAUUCAAAAUUAUUUUUCAAUCGAUCUUUCCUUUUCCCCCAUUGGUGCCUUAACCAAGUCGAAGCCGGAAGAAUAUAAAGAUUAUCCACAAAAAACAGGAGAGUAUAAGAGGCGAGAGCUUUGGUUAUGGUGGUGAAGAUCAAGGAGGAAAAAACUUUUUUAUUGCUCUAACUUUUUUAUAUAUAUAAAGUAUGACUGGGAUUGCGAUUGUGUUGGAUCUGCUUCGGAAAAACCCAAGCUUCAGUGGCCAGACCCUCCACUCUUAUGGCGUCUUCUCAGCUAAACUCGCCGCAUCUGCUGCCGCAGCUUCUAUUGGUGCAACCACUCCUUUUGCUUAUAGGGCCUUUCUCGGUAACACUGGGACAAGAGUUGCACUUUGCGAUGCUGGCACUGGAUUCACCGAUGAUUACAUAUCUAGCUUAAAAAGUGAUUCAACAGUUAACCUAGAAGCAUACAGUUCCAAAGUAUACUUCAUUGAGCAAAAACCAUUGCUUUCGGCAUUUUAUUGGAGAAAUUUUGCCCUUACAUCCUUGAGGUCUCUCCUAUUAUUUUACUUGCCUCUUCUGGAGCCCCAUGCAAAGAUGGAGGAUGAUGAUGAGGACGAUGAAGACUUUCUACAAGACUCUCAGGAAGAGCAGCGUGUUGAUUUGAUUACUCCUUUAAAGAAGUCGGCUAAACAAAUUUGUCGUGAGACCACAGUUGUAACUACUAGACGUGUGUUGGAAAGACUUGCUGUCCAUUAUGUCUCGCAGCGCAUGGCAUGGAAACUCCUCAAAGAUGUUCCCAGGUCAGCUGUUCGCAAGGCUGGAAGAGGAAUGCCAACUUUGGUCUACAUAUACAGUGUUACCAGAACAACUUUCAGAGGUCAUUGCCUUGGAGUCCUGGCAUCUUGGAUUGUCCAAGUUGGGAUAGAUAUAUGCCGACUCUUUAGAUCAAAGGAUGACAGCGAAGAAAAAGUUAUGCUGCUUGGAAAGAAGGUUUACAUUGCUACUGUUAGGUGUGGUGCAUCUCUUGUUUUCGCGUCAAUCGGGGCCGGAAUAGGAGCUUCAUUCCUUCGCCCUUCAACCGGCCAGUGGAUAGGAUGUGCAAUCGGGGAUGUGGCUGGACCCGUCAUUGUUUCAAUGUGCUUCGAGAAAGUUCUUCAUCUCGAACUUUAAUCAUUGAAGUAAGAGAUUCAAGACAUGAUUGACCAAGUUUUUAAGUCCAAUUGUGCUAGACUUGUGCUUAAAACUGCACCUUUCCAUCAAUGAAUCUACUCGCAAUUUUUCACUGUGAUAAUAAGGCUUGUUAUGGAUAUAUAGAACAUUUUUUCCUUGAACAUUCAUACUAGGUUUCCACAAAAUGUCUAAUAGAUUUCCCAUUUUAGAU